This is a messenger RNA of Pochonia chlamydosporia 170, 402 nucleotides long. RefSeq lists its product as hypothetical. Bases 1 to 402 code for a protein of 133 amino acids. Lineage: Eukaryota; Fungi; Ascomycota; Sordariomycetes; Hypocreales; Clavicipitaceae. The record is from RefSeq and is a predicted model, not a curated record. The transcript has a single exon.
AUGAGGGAGGAGGAGAUCAAGUUGCGCGGGCAACAAAUAUCUGACCGUCUCUCUCUUCCUUCUUUGUCUCGGCGGUUCGAGAUAUAUUGUUGUCAGGAAGCCAACGUUGUUGGUCGUGUUGGUCGUGUUGUUCUUCGUGUUGGUUUAUGGGUGUUUCUGUCGUCUCAGCGCGAUGUGGCUCUGACUGCGACGAGUCGAGGGUACAAGUCGAGGAUACAAGUGGGGGGUGGGAAGCUGCACGAGAAUAUCAAAUUCGAUAUGAGGAUAUCUGGGCGACAAGGACGACAGCUAAGCCGGCAAGCGCAAAAGAUGGAAGGAAGGGAAAAAGAAAGAAAAAGAAGUCAAAACUUCCAGCUAGAUCCAGAACCUAAAUGGACUACCUGCAAAAAGGGGGCUGCAUGA